Molecule: messenger RNA, 1540 nt
Organism: Cannabis sativa
Lineage: Eukaryota; Viridiplantae; Streptophyta; Magnoliopsida; Rosales; Cannabaceae
Product: bidirectional sugar transporter SWEET4
Exons: 4
Coding region: 697-1386 (229 amino acids)
Biological process (GO): carbohydrate transport
Cellular component (GO): membrane
Molecular function (GO): sugar transmembrane transporter activity
Source: RefSeq, a predicted model, not a curated record
CCGAUAAAGGUUAAGAUAACAAACGGUAACAAAAGUUACACAGAAGGAGGGGGGAUUUCUUCCAUCCAAGAAAGUUCAUUAUCUAUCCUAAGGGCAUGCUUAGCCAACCUAUGAGCAUCAACAUUAAAGUUGCGGCUAACAUGAGAAAGAGAUCCCCCAGGAAAACUAAACAAUAGGACUUUAAUAUCAGAAAAGAUAACCCCCAGUUCAUUUAAAUACACAUAAAAGAAUAUUAAGCACUAUUAAUAGCUUUUAGCCUUUCUCUAAAAUAAUUGAUGAAGUGAAACCCAAAAUACUACUUUUGGUGUAGCAAAAAUAUUAUUGGAGUGGAAAUGGAGCAAUGAAAUUAGAGGAAUUAAGUAGCACACUAAUUAAUAUUAAUUAAUUAAAUUGAGUUUCAUUAUCAUCACCAGCUCAUAUAUAGCCUGCCUUAUAUAUUUCGCUCUUAUUCUCCAUCAUUACCACGUAUUAUUAUAAAAUCCCUUAUACGACUACUUUAUACAUUUUUAUUAAUUAUUAUUAUUAUAUACCAAAAGUAAAAGCAAAAAUUUGAUACACAACAUGAUGAUCUAGCUAGACCUAUAUAUACAAUACAACAAAGAUCAAAUUUAUUGACAUACCAAUAUUCUUAUAAAUAUAUUAACUUGUUCUUUUAAAAUUUCAUUGUGUGAUUAAUAUUAAUACAAGUCACACACAAUGAUUUCUGAUGAAGCUCUUCGAACUCUAGUUGGUAUCAUAGGAAACAUCAUAUGCCUUUUCUUCUUUUUAUCACCAGUACCAACAUUUGUUCGAAUAUGGAAGAAAGGGGCGGUGGAAGAUUACUCGGCAAUGCCAUACCUUGCAACUUUAUUUAGUUGCAUGAUAUGGACUCUCUACGGGUUGCCUGUUGUGCAUCCCGGGAGCAUUUUGGUACUUACUAUAAGUUUUUUGGGAGUUGUGAUCGAGAUUAUCCUACUUAUCAUCUUCUUGAUCUUUUCUGACAAGAAAAAAAGACUUAAACUUCUUCUAUUGAUAUUUCUCGAGCUUUUCGUUGUAGCUCUUCUCGCUACUUUGUCUCUAACUCUAUUUCACACAUACAAGAAGAGAUCUUUGAUUGUUGGUGUCGUCGGUAUUUUCUCUAGCAUUAUCAUGUACUCUUCGCCUUUGUCUAUCAUGGUACCAAAUGGAUUAGGCAUAGUGUUUGGAGUAGCACAGCUAAUUUUAUAUGGUGUAUACUACAAAUCAACAAAGAAAAUUAUGAAAGAGAAGAAGGGCAAAGAAGUAAUUUUGUCAGAUGUAAUAGUAGUUUCUUCUGUUAAUAAUAAUCAACCCAACAAAACUACUUCAACAACUACAUUAGCUCCUCCUCAUAAUGAUUCUAAUAAGGAUCAAUUUUCCAUCGUCUGAUUCUUAUAUAUUAUCAUCAUAUAAUAUAUAUCAUAUUAUUGUAUACAAUAAUUAAUAAAAAAAAAGUAUCACUAUUCUCUAGUACUAUAGGAAGAAAUUAAAAUAUUGUUUAAUGAACAUCAUCAAUAUGAAUGAUAUAUAUAUUCAUUAUAUA